Messenger RNA from Musca vetustissima, 474 nucleotides. RefSeq names its product cysteine-rich DPF motif domain-containing protein 1. NCBI's taxonomy places the organism in Eukaryota, Metazoa, Arthropoda, Insecta, Diptera, Muscidae. The transcript has a single exon. Bases 1 to 474 code for a protein of 157 amino acids. The record is from RefSeq and is a predicted model, not a curated record.
AUGUCUGAUGAAUUAUCCACAACAAAAUCUGCCACAGACCCAAUAGAAACCACAACCCAAACUUCUGAUGAUACCCCUAAAGAACCAACCACCACGGAAACCAAAGAAACCGAUACCGUUAUCGAUGAUCGCAUAUUAUUCCAUUGUAAAUUAUGUGGCCUGCACGAAAAAGUCCAUUACUAUGGCGAGCAGCCAUCUUUUGUUUAUGGUCUGGAAUUUUGUGAACCCACAUAUAUAAUGCGUGAUCCAUUUCAGCCGCCCAUACCAAAGUGGAAAUCAAAGCCGGAAUAUUUUAUAGCAAUCGGAGCUGAAUGUAUUCGAUGCAGCAAUAUGAUAUGUAAAGAUACCUCGUGUAGUUUCUUCUAUAAGCGUACCUAUUGUAUGGAAUGUGCCAAGGCGUUAGCGACUACAUUUCCAAUGGAUAUACAGGUGAAAAUAAAGAAGCAAUUGGCGAUGGGGACAAUGAGGAGUUGA